Leishmania braziliensis MHOM/BR/75/M2904 is the source of this 2673-nucleotide messenger RNA. RefSeq lists its product as hypothetical. Bases 1 to 2673 code for a protein of 890 amino acids. The transcript has a single exon. The record is from RefSeq and is a predicted model, not a curated record. NCBI's taxonomy places the organism in Eukaryota, Euglenozoa, Kinetoplastea, Trypanosomatida, Trypanosomatidae.
AUGCUGCGCUUCCCAAAGCAUGCGCAGGGUGCGCAGGACACGUGUCUGAUUGUGCUUCACGGCACAUGUCGCGGUGUGUCAUCAACACCACGACGGAUGCAACUGCAGCAUCGUGACCGCAUUCUCGGCUCGCAUGGCGCGGGUCUUGUGAAUCACCAGUCGAUGGCAACGGUGAACAUCCGUCCUAACUUCUCCCGGGUGCAAACCGCCGCACCGGCAGCCGACCUUUUUCGCACCAAAGUGCACGAGGGCCUCGGCACUAGCGACAAGGACCCGUACCAACGCACGCUACCGAAUCAAGAGUCCCGUCCACCAGAAAGCACCGUGCUGCGCGCCGCUGCGACGACUGCGCCGUCGCUCGAGGAGCAACAGUCUCUGCACCAGAGGUGGGGGACGCUGCAGUACUGGCUCGGCGACCAGCACCCACGCCUGCCUCUCUUUCUUGAAGGACUGCUUGUCAAGGACGCACUGCCUGUUUCGCCAGUAGCUGAGGCCAUGGUACAGAGCUUUGCUGCGGAGGUAAUCCCGGGCAUGGCAAAGCAGGCAAACCCUGGGGCGGAGGAGAGGCUGAGGGUACUCUGGAGGAAGGCGGACCAGGAGUACAGUGACCUGAGAAGGUCUCAUCUCUUUGACAAGGCCGCGUUCGAGCGCAAUCUCACCGCACUGCACGCGCGCUACCAGGCAGACAUGUCUGCAUUGUCGCCGCGCGAGGAUGGCAUUUUGGCGCUCGAGGUGCUGCGGCGGAAGGCCAUUACGGAGCGGAACGCUUUCCUGCAGGAGGAGCUCUUGCCGAUAGUACGCAACCGCCUAUACUUUGGCCACGGGGAUGGUGUGUGGCGUGUCUUUUUUGACAGCGUUGCGGCACACAAGGGGGACCUCUUCUCCUCCUCCAAGUCUCCUGUUAGCGUCACCCUUGGCUUUGCUUGGGAAGCACUCAUGAUGGAAGAUGCGGUGCGCACCCCUGCCAUGACGGCUCACGUGGCUCUCUACCUGCUACUAGUGUCGAUCUCUGAAAGCCAUAGUCGCGCUCCUGCGGAACUGAAGGUGAUGUCAACUCACCUCGACGAAGGCAUCAAUGCCGCCGAGGAACACGUGAUGACCGCAGCGUUCGCCAACCUGAGCCCGAUUGUUAAGCGUCGCUUUGCCACAGAAGCCCUGAAAGCGUUGCUGGGAGAAAUGAGGGGGUGUGGCCGUCUCGCAAAGGCUCUGCGUUCCGCCGGACUGUAUCACUUGAGCCGCGACGUUGCGCUGUGUGAGGCAACGCUGGACGACCGACAGCUCUUGCGGGCAGAUGUGGAGAACAUAGUGGACCGCUUCGACAGUACCGCUGAGGUGAAGUCGCUGCUGCACUCGCUGAUGAGUGGGACGGAAGUUGCCAUCAAGGCGCACGUCAGCCACGUUUUUCAGCUCUCUAGUGCUGCGAGCAAGAUCCAUCACGUCGUAGACUGGGACGCUGCUAUGGCUGCCGUCGACUGGACACACCGCUGGCGCGAGCAUGCGCGUGAGCUGCUCUCCGACCCGGCUACGUUGGAGGCGGUGUACCGCCUGCUGAAGAACGCGACUGGUGCAAAGCAGGUUACGAAGCGCCUUUUUAGUGACGUGUAUGUGGCUGAGCUGGAGGCAGCUCUGCACCGACGCAAGGAACGUGCGGGUGCACGCAAGGCCCGGGUGGAGAAGCUUGUUCAAGAGCUCACGUCGUAUGAACAGAUAGAGAGCACUCUUGCCGUGCUACGCGUGGCGGGGACGUCACUACAGGAGCUCGAGCGUGCCGAGUCAGCCGCCGCGCUGCAGCGGACCGUGCGCCGGCCUGAGGUGGACAACAGCGUGCUUGACCUCCUCUUGGAGGCCAUUCGUCAGCGCCAUCCAUCCUGGGAGAAGUCAGGGGUCCUCCCAGCAGGCGCCUCUGAGGCAACCAAGUCAUCGAUGUGGUACUUGGAGUGCAUGACACGGAUAUACAUUCGCCUUUCAUACGUCCCACAGGCAGCAGCGGCUCUCAUGGCGCAGCGAACACGUCGCCGCCUUGGCCCUGUCGGGACGGAGCUGACGCAGUUCAACGUGCCAACGGAGAUGGGUAUGGUAGAGCAGUACGACAACUUGCAGUACAAGCGGUACGACUGGCAAGGCUGGUACCAGCGCAUGGUGGACAUUCACAACCGCAACGUCUCCAUUAAGUGCCGCCUCGACGAUUUGAAGCGGCUGGACGCCUACGGAAAUCCGUUUGUGGAGAUGCAAGUGGAAAGGCGCCUGCGCAUUCUCGCUGAUCAUCGCGUUGGCAUGGGGGUGCUGAAGCUUGACAGUGACAAGUACGAGGAUCAGUCCGAUAAUGUAACCUACGGCUCAGCAAAGCUGUCUGAGCUGCUGGCGGACGCUCGCAAGGCGCAGCUGGGCAGGGAGUACUGGCCCUCGGUCGAGGUGAAGGUGCGCCGCCCGUCUGGGCAGAGCAAGACGUACUACUCCGUUCUCGAUGAUGCCCGCAUCGAGGCGAAGAGCGUGGAGCUCUACGAGAAAUACCGCGAGGCAAAGAAGCGCAGUCUCUUCGUAACGCCGAUGGACAUUUGGUUGGACGUGAAGGGCAUGCAGGUGCGCAAGACGGCUCAGACGGCAGACGCACAAGGCUACACAGUGGAUGCCCUGCAAGACGCGAUGGACCAUGACAGUAAUGACAAACAUUGA